Talaromyces marneffei is the source of this 2325-nucleotide messenger RNA. RefSeq lists its product as uncharacterized. The record is from RefSeq and is a predicted model, not a curated record. The transcript has 5 exons. Gene Ontology annotation, molecular function: RNA binding. Lineage: Eukaryota; Fungi; Ascomycota; Eurotiomycetes; Eurotiales; Trichocomaceae. Bases 1 to 2325 code for a protein of 774 amino acids.
AUGUAUUGCCAAGUUCCGGGACUCUCUGCUCGUAGAGGUCCAUUCGAAGCAAAAGGGCAGUCACGAUAUGGGGCUGGUCCAUACAUGCUUCCUUCGAUGAGAAACCAGAUCUUUGCUGCUGGAUCGCAGUUCACGCAGGCAAAUCACCAGCAAUACCAUGCCCAGCCUCAAAUCCAACCCCAGCAGCAAGCCAAUAGCCCACUUCGCAACCAGGUCAACCAUCGCCAGGUCUACGGUCAUCAGAUGGAGCAAUUUUUGAAUGAGCAGCGAAAGCAAAUUCAGCAGCAGAUGGAACAGCGUAUGGCUGUUCAACGCAAGAUCGAUCAGCAGAACACGGACAAAUUCGAAGUAUCACAAGUGCAAGCCAGGCUUGGUAACGAGGCUUGCAAGGUUCAGAACUUCCCCUUCAAGGACAUGGCAAGCGACCAGCAGCCCAAGGAGCACGGAAUCGUCAAGAUCAGCAACCUCCCCUAUGCCGUCACUAGGCAUGAGAUUCAUCAGUUGAUGGGACGUCAUGCUGGCAUUCUUGGUCCUGACCUCGGUGGUGGCAUCCACAUCAUCAUGGAACGAUCUACAGCAAAGACUAUGGAUGCAUUUGUUGAAUUCGAGACUCAAAAGGAUGCCGAAGCAGCGGCUCGUCGUCUCAGCUUCACGGAAUCUGGACGUUAUCCUCGCUUGGGCACGCGCCAUGUCGAUAUUACGCUUAGCUCACAGGACGAACUGUUGCACGAUUUGUUUCCUCGAGCAAAAUGUGUCGAAUGGCAAAACGGCAUGCCAAAGUUGCUUGCUAACGCCGAUCCCUACUCCGCUGGCUUUCAAGGUUUCUUGACUAACGAGGAGAUUCGUGGUCUGGUAUCUCACGCCCUGGUACCUGCUCGUUCUCCCUUUACCGAGCGUUGCCGUCAGCGGACUUAUGAAUGUUUGAUCUCCACUUUGUGGAAGUUUCCCUGGUUCGCUACCUCCAUGUACACCGUUGCCGAUCGAGACGAGCUAUACCAAGCAGCCGUACAACAGAUCCUCGAACUGUGUGAGAGAGUCAAACAAUGUCGUAUCAUCGGUCUCAACGAAUCGCUGCUUGUGGACCUUCUUCGUGCUGGGGUCAAAUGUCCUGCCUUCAAUGAGAGACAGAAGUUUUGUCUGAUCGCAGCUGCUCAGAUGCCGGCAUUUUCACCCAUCGUACGCCGAAGUCACUUUGAAUUCUGGCCAUUCGACUGCCUAGCAAAGGACAGCUCGGCUAGCGAGUACGAUGUUAUGUACUAUGCCCAGCUAACCCGCAAAGCCCUAGGCACGUGUGACAAGGACAAUCUGAUUAUCCCCAACAACUGGCAGAACAGGGCUGGUCUAAUGAAAGAGUCUCCUUGGGGACAUCUUUGGAUUGAAUGGAACUUUCACAACAAGAUAACAACUUUCGAGGAUGCUUCCAAGGUCGAGCUCCAACUGGCUAGUGACUUAAUCCGAACUGCUCUAAAUGCGGAAAACCAGAACACGACUCAGCCAUUCACAGAGCCUAUGAUACUUAGUAGCCCAGCCCCAGCACAGCAUAUCUUGAAACACCAGUCUGUCCCAAUUCAAGAUCCUUGGGUUAAGGAUGCCACUAAGCGUGAGGUUCUCAGCCACGAUUCUGCAUCGCCUCAAUUCUGUGACCCGAAGAUUAUGUCAAAUACGAACUCUGAUGAUGAUGAGAGCCUGACUUCAGCUCUUCAAGCUGUGCGUCUUCGAUCUGGUACCAGCUCUACCUUCUCCGGGGCAGUGAGUCAGUUUAGCUCUAGUAAUGGCAGUUUGGUCACCAAUGAGAGUGACAUCUAUGGCGUCUCGCUUGAGAACAAGCCUAGAUAUCGACAUCAGCAUAGCCAGUCUGUUUCGGCUGCUGUACCUCUCACGGCACAGCCUGAUCUCAAGGGUUCUGUUCCGGUUCGCCGUAGGGGAAGCAUCUCGAUCCCGCCAACCAUUCAGAGCAUCAGUGGGUUUUCAGACGACCAUGACCAGAUCUUGCUGUCCCAUCCCGCUAAUCGAGUGUCGCAAGCUGGUGCAUUGUUCUCUGCAGAUGUUGGUGUUGGCCAUGGUGUGAACCCAAACGAAAGUCACAAUGUCAACACCCUGAUGUUGCAGCACGGAAUUUGGUCUACUACUGCAUCUGACGGGGUUACUUAUGCCGCACCAAACAAAAAUGCGUUCGCAUCUACAGAGGCAGACAAUAUCGAUCGUGGCGGGCGCCCAAGCCGUCAUGCUUCGAAUCCAUCCGUUUCUAGUCAGCAACGAGGCCUCUCUGUUUUGUCAGAGGAUGAGGAGGAUGUGGUCAGCAAGAACACUGCAAUCAAGUCUUGA